CUCACCAGCCUUGCUUCAUCUUGAAUAGCGCAAUCCCAUCUAUCUGUCAGUCUGAGCAUUCACCACAGUCCACUGCCACGAACACACUUUCGUCAACGCCGAUACCAGCACCAAACCCGUCAAUAUGGCUAGCCCAGGGCUCUCGCAGGAAGAUAAGGACUUCCGUGACGCUUUCAACAAGAUCUACGACCAUGCGAAAAGUCAAAUGGACAAAUAUGCCCUUCCUAACGAAGUCCAGCGCAAAACGAAAGAGCUCCUGCAAGCUAGGUUCCAAGAUGAAGCCGUCAUCAAGGCCCAGACUCCACUUAUAGUCAAGGGUUACGUCGCUUCAGGUGACUACAAGGCCGCGACGGCCAAGCUGAUGAAGCUAUAUGUCUCGCCACCUACUAGCGAAUCCGGCGGGUCGAGCAGCGGCCUGUCCGACACAAGCGCAACGGCCGAAUUCACGUUCAAGUACCGCGACCUGCCCGAGUUUCAAGGCAAUGCGGCCGUCGCGGCCUAUAUUCUCCAGAAAGAACUGAACAUUCUCGGAUCCAGCUACGGUAACGACCUCGUCAAGGAAACCGUAAGGAUUAUGAAGCACGACGCCAAGCCCAAGUCCCCGCCCUCCACCGUUGCCAAGGGCGAAGCCGCCGCCGAAUGGGUACACAAGAACGAUACAGAGUACAAGGCCCACGUCGAGAACUCCUAUAAACAGGCGGUGGUCAACCUCAAGAACCAAGGGACCCAAAUCGGCGAAAGGCAUCUAGCUGCCUUUGGCGGCCUGGGAGACUUGGGGACCCUGAAGAAGUAAGCUGUAAUGGGGGCGAAGCGAGCCGGCGCUGGCCUGCUGCGCUCGUGAAGCGAACCACGGGGGAAUAUCUGAUAAAUUAGUUCCUAGAUAAAAGAGCCGAGGCAGGACCUUCUCCUCUCGGGCACUGGCUGCCAAGAAUAUAAUUUUCAGUUUCGCUUGC
This is a messenger RNA of Lasiosphaeria miniovina, 953 nucleotides long. RefSeq lists its product as uncharacterized. Bases 125 to 793 code for a protein of 222 amino acids. The record is from RefSeq and is a predicted model, not a curated record. The transcript has a single exon. NCBI's taxonomy places the organism in Eukaryota, Fungi, Ascomycota, Sordariomycetes, Sordariales, Lasiosphaeriaceae.